Messenger RNA from Penicillium canariense, 2544 nucleotides. RefSeq lists its product as uncharacterized. The record is from RefSeq and is a predicted model, not a curated record. The coding region runs from base 1 to 2544 and encodes 847 amino acids. Gene Ontology annotation, cellular component: cell cortex. Gene Ontology annotation, molecular function: GTPase activator activity. Lineage: Eukaryota; Fungi; Ascomycota; Eurotiomycetes; Eurotiales; Aspergillaceae. Gene Ontology annotation, biological process: activation of GTPase activity; regulation of fungal-type cell wall organization; signal transduction. The transcript has 4 exons.
AUGGUGACCGGCAAAUCGCAGCCGGGCGUCGAGCCAGUUCAGCUCCCCGCUACUUCACUUAACCCGACCGGCGCCAACUCCCCACCGUCGAAGCGAGACCUGGCCUCGUGGUGGAGGCAGUUUAAACGAAACUCGAGGAAAGAUGAAGUCAAAGAACCCCCUCGAGGCAUCUUCGGUGUGCCGCUAAAUGUCAGCAUCAAAUACGCGAACGUGGCCAUAUCUCUGACUGGAGAGCAUGGCAGGAGCCAUAUCUAUGGAUACGUACCCAUCGUCGUGGCCAAGUGUGGUGUAUUCCUCAAAGACCGAGCCACGGAUGUGGAAGGUAUUUUCCGCCUCAAUGGGUCGGCCAAGCGCAUCAAAGAUCUGCAAGAGAUCUUCGAUUCGCCCGAGCGCUACGGGAAGGGCCUCGACUGGUCAGGAUACACCGUGCACGAUGCCGCCAACGUCCUGCGUCGAUACUUGAAUCAGUUGCCUGAGCCCAUCGUUCCUCUGGAGUUCUAUGAGCGUUUUCGCGAGCCCCUGCGCAUUUAUCAGAAGCAGGUGCAGGCCGGAAAGGAGUCAGCCGAUGCAGACAAGUUUGAUCACGCCAAGGCCGUCGAGACAUAUCAGCGCCUGAUCGUCGAGCUUCCCCCAUUAAACAAGCAGUUGCUCCUGUACAUCCUCGAUCUGCUCGCCGUGUUUGCGUCCAAGUCGGACCAGAAUCGUAUGACAUCAGCCAACCUUUCGGCCAUUUUCCAACCCGGGAUGUUGUCCCAUCCCCAACACGACAUGUCGCCAGAGGAGUACAAACUGAGUCAGGAUGUGCUGAUCUUCUUAAUUGAGAACCAGGAUCACUUCUUGGUUGGUAUGAGCGGAACCACCCCGGAUGAACAGCAAGUGAAAGAGGUUGAAGCAGGCCUUCGGCCUGCCGCCCAAGACGUAGAAGGCGGCCUGGGAUCUCGCCCAUCCGCCACCUCGAACGUUCGACGAUCGGUCUCCAAUGCCAGCGGGAGCAACGACAGCCACCGCAAGCUCGACAGUGUCCGCAGAAAUGUCUCCGUUUCUUCUCGCAAUUCUCGCCACUCUCGUCAUUCAAACAAUGCUCCCAGCCCCGGCACACCCACCUCGAACUCCGGCGGUGGUGUUCACCGGAGCAACACACUUCCCACCAAGAUGGGCCCUGUUCUGGCGUCGGCACGCUUUGCGCGGGCCGGCGAAAGCGGCACGGCCAACCCGUCUGCUCUCUCCGUCUCCCAUCAUAGCUCUCGCUCAGCUAGCCGAACACCCUCUCUACGGGAAGAACAGGAGGAACGUAAGCCCAGUACAGUGUCAGAAGCUUCCACCGGUAACACUUUUGUGCACACCUCGAAACAGGGCCCUGUGCCAGUCGCAACAGCUGAGCGACUCAGCAUUGCUGGUACUACUUCGCCACGGGAGAAUCCUCAAGCGCACUCCUCUCCCCAGAACCCUCCACCUGCAAACAUCCCAACACAAAACACUCAAACACAGAACGUACUCUCGUCUGUCUCGCCAGCCCCUCAGGUUGUAACCCCUUCUCGUGAGCGCAAGUUGUCCAGUUUCUUCACCAAAUCACCACCCCCAGAAGGGGAUUUGAGGGAGACCCGACAACCAAACCGUCUCAGAAAGAAACGCAUCCCGGGUAGUGCAAGCAUCAGCGCACAGAGUUCGACUAUUUCCUUGGACCCGAGCUGGGAUGCAUCCUUGGAGCCGAGGCGCGAACGAAAGUCUAUCGAUCUGGCUGUUGGAGACACUACUCCCAAACCUCCCAACACAGCAACGCUGAGCAACCGGGAGGCAAUGUUGGAAUCAACUCCCACACUCGGGGAUGGCUCCUCACAUCCCAACACUGAGAAUUCCCUGAAGCCACAUCAGUCGCGCACCCCUUCAAUGAAUUCUCGGUCAUCGUUUACCGAUCAGUCCGAUCUCGACCAGCCUGAGGACGGCCCGCGCUCUGAUCGCCGUGAUAAUCGACGGAGCUGGCGGUUUCACCGUUCGGCAAAGCGCAGCAGUGAGCAGGUCGGGUUGGGUCUUGCAUCUCCUCCCUUGGUUGCCACUACCCCCGCGGCCGAGCAAAGUACCAGUUCGAUUGGCAGUGGGCCGCACCAAAUUAAUGACCCCACAAGUCAACCUCUAGGUUUGGAUGCUGGCAUCCAGAGCAACUCUGCCCACAAUGCCGAACCGGAGAAGAGAAGCCUGUUUGGGAAGUUCAAGGCAAAGGUGGCCCAGGUACGCGAUGGGGUGAAGGAUGAUCGUGAGCGCACGAAGAGUCCGAACCAGUCCGAUACCGAUCCAUCAGCCUCCGGCCAACCACUCUCUCCAACUCUCCCCAGCCAGACGUAUAGCAAGCCAUCUAUUGAUGUGCCAGCCGAGCAGGCCAAGGAGGAACCCCUUCGCUCGCCUGGUUCCCCGCUGCCCGCUGUCGAGUUUAAGAACGAGCCCGAGGCAGUCCCUGCUGCUGAAAGCACAUCGGUGCCGGUGGAAACGACAACGGCCCCCGGUUCAUCGACGGAGGCGACUUCUACUGACAAAGAAGUAUCUGCAUAA